Durio zibethinus is the source of this 3018-nucleotide messenger RNA. Its product is annotated as receptor kinase-like protein Xa21. Gene Ontology annotation, molecular function: ATP binding; protein kinase activity; protein binding. NCBI's taxonomy places the organism in Eukaryota, Viridiplantae, Streptophyta, Magnoliopsida, Malvales, Malvaceae. The record is from RefSeq and is a predicted model, not a curated record. Gene Ontology annotation, biological process: protein phosphorylation.
AUGAGUAUCGUGUACCUUAAUCUGCCAUCUGUAAUAUGUGGCACCAUGACCAACUUGAGUGGUAAUGAGACAGAUCAUGUCGCGUUGCUUGCCAUCAAGGAUAAGAUAACUAAGGAUCCUAUGCAGGUCACAAGGUCAUGGAAUAAAUCUCUCCACUUUUGCCAGUGGAAAGGAGUUUCAUGCAGUCUUCGACAUCAAAGAGUCACCAUCUUGAAUUUAAACUCACAAGGUUUGGCAGGAUUAAUAUCUCCUUCAAUUGGUAACCUUAGUUUUCUUCGCAUUCUUGAUCUCUCAAACAAUAGUUUCCAAGGGUUAGUUCCUCCAGAAAUCAGUCAUCUGUUCAGGUUGCAACGGGUAGUUUUGGCAAACAACUCGUUAAGAGGACAAAUUCCAGUUAAUCUAUCCAGUUGUUUCAACUUAAGAAUUCUCGAAUUGAGUGGAAACAACUUCACUGGUCAUAUUCCUGCUGAGCUUGGUUCCUUAUCACAUCUUGUUGAAUUUUAUGCUGACAGAAACAAUUUAAAGGGUGCUAUCCCAGAUUCUUUUGGAAACAUUUCAUUACUCAAGGUGCUAUCAGUACAAUCAAAUGAGCUAUGGGGAAGAAUUCCACAAUCAAUAGGCCAGCUUAAAAGCUUAAACAUUCUUAAUGUUGCAGAAAAUUUACUAUCAGGUUUGAUCCCUCCAUCCAUCUAUAAUCUUUCGUAUCUUACUACUUUGUUUAUGCGGGUUAACCAACUUCAAGGAAGCCUUCCCCACAGCGUGGGCCUAACUCUAUGUAAUAUUAAAGUGCUUCGUCUUUCUGCAAACCAAUUGACUGGUAUCAUUCCCGUAUCAUUAUCAAAUGCUUCAAACCUCGAAAUUCUUGAACUUUCAAUUAACAAUUUUUUCGGAGGCGUUCCUGAUAAUUUGGGAAGUCUAAAAAAAUUGUCAUGGCUAGGUGCUUUUUCUAACAAUCUUGGAAAGGAGCAAGCCGAUGACCUUAGCUUCAUCACCUCUCUGGUAAACUGCAGCCAGUUAAGACGACUGCAUCUAGGUGGCAAUAACUUUGGGGGGCAAAUACCGAGUUCCCUAGCCAAUCUUUCAACCAAGCUUCUAUAUUUUAGCAUAGAAGAGAAUCCAAUUUCUGGGAAAAUUCCCAAUGAUAUUGGGAAUCUCAUUGGCUUAGAGUCAUUAUCCAUGUAUUACAAUCAGCUAACAGGAGCCAUCCCUGAAUCCAUUGGUAAGCUUUACAAGCUAAUAGAAGCGGGUUUUGGUAAAAAUAAAUUGUCAGGUGAAAUCCCUUCCUCCAUUGGAAAUCUCACGUUGCUGAGCCAGCUCUGGCUAGAACAGAACAAUCUCCAGGGAAGCAUACCUUCAACUCUUGGAAAUUGUCGGAAAUUGAUUUUUCUACAUCUUUAUAGCAAUGCAUUAAAUGGAACCAUACCUCGAGAAAUUCUCAGCCUCUCCUCUUUAUCAAGAUCUCUGAACUUGGCUCAAAACCGUCUAACUGGUCCUCUUCCUGUGGAAGUGGGAAACUUACAAAAUUUAGUUGAACUGAAUGUUUCUCACAACGAGUUAUCUGGGGAAAUUCCAAGUAGCCUUGGCAGUUGUGCAAGAUUGCAGCAUCUUUAUAUGGACCAUAAUUGCUUCACAGGAGAACUUCCAAAUUCUUUAAUUUCUUUGAGGGGCAUUGAAAACAUUGAUCUUUCACAUAAUAACUUAUCUGGAAUAAUUCCGAAAGGCUUCGCUACGUUUCCCUUCUUACAGAAAUUAAACUUAUCUUUCAAUGAUUUUCAUGGAGAUGUGCCUGUAGGAAGAGUCUUCAGUAAUGCAAGCGCAGUUUCGUUGGCUGGCAAUGACAAGUUGUGUGGAGGUAUCCCAGAAUUACAAUUGCCAUUAUGCUUACCCAAAAAGCAUAGAGGGAAAAAAAUGUCCCUCGCAGUCAAGCUAACAAUUUCCCUAAUAUGUGGACUUUUGGGAUUGGUUCUGGUACUUUUUGCUGUGUCAUUCUACUGGUGUAAGAAGCAAAGGAAGCGUUCCUCGUCAAAAUCUUCGCCUGAGGAUCAAUUUAUAAAGAUUUCAUUUGGGGACCUUCUCAAGGCAACCGAUGGAUUUUCUUCAGGCAAUUUAAUUGGUGGAGGCAGCUUUGGCUCAGUUUAUAAAGGGGUUCUCGAAAAAGAUCAAACAGCUGUGGCUGUGAAGGUGCUAAAUCUACAAAGAAGAGGAGCUUCCAGGAGCUUUUUGGCUGAAUGCGAAGCCUUGAGAAACAUCAGGCAUAGAAAUAUUGUCAAAAUUUUAACUGCAUGCUCAAGUGUUGAUUACCAAGGUAAUGAGUUUAAAGCACUCGUUUACGAGUUCAUGCCAAACAAGAGUCUGGAGGCUUGGUUGCAUUCAUAUCUAGAAACAGGGAAUGUUGGACAUGAUGAGGAACCAAGGAGUUUAAGCCUUUGUCAGCGUUUAAAUAUAAUCACUGACGUAGCAGCAGCAUUAGAUUAUCUUCACAACCAUUGUGAAAUCCCGAUUGUACAUUGUGAUAUAAAGCCAAGCAACGUCCUUCUGGAUGAUGACAUGACUGCUCAUCUGGGUGAUUUUGGCCUCGCAAGGAUCAUUCCUCAAUGCAAUCCUCAAGUCAUAUCAGAUCACAAUAGUUCAGUUGGACUAAAAGGAACUAUUGGAUAUGCUGCACCUGAGUAUGGCAUGGGAAGCAUGGCAACUAAAGAGGGUGAUGUGUACAGCUUUGGGAUCCUCGUGCUGGAAGUAUUAACAGGGAAAAGGCCGACUGAUGAUAUGUUCAGGGAUGGUUUAAACCUUCACAAGUUAGUGAAGAUGUCUUUGCCUGACAAAGUAGAGGAGAUCGUUGAUCCAACACUUGUUUUGGGAGAAGCAGCAGCAGCAGCGCCUAAAAUCUAUACGCAUGAGUGUCUGAUUUCAAUACUUAGAAUUGGGGAGGCAUGCUCAGAGGAAUUGCCAAGAGAUAGAAUGGAAAUCCAUGCUGCUUUUCAUCAACUGCUUAAACUUAAGACCAUGGUUUUCCCCUAG